CAGGAAGGAAGCCAUCUUGACUUUCGGAAACACGAUCGAUCGCAUCUUUUUGCCUUGAGUUCAAGCAAAGCUUCGUGAAAAUGGUGUUUUAUUAGUCGAAUUUUUGACAAAAUACAACAAUCAAGGAAAGCUAGAAAUCAAAGCAAACAUGAAUAAGAUGUCGAGAUACCCCUCGGACUGUAAAGUCUAUGUGGGUGAUCUUGGAAGUAAUGCAACGAAGCAAGAACUCGAGGAUGCCUUCUCCUAUUAUGGACCAUUGAGAAAUGUCUGGGUUGCACGAAAUCCCCCAGGUUUUGCAUUCGUUGAAUUUGAGGAUGCUCGUGAUGCCGAGGAUGCAGUGAGGGGUUUGGAUGGUCGGACAAUAUGCGGUCGACGUGCACGCGUUGAACCAUCAAACGGAAAGAGACUUAGAGAUCGUGGUUCAUCGAGACGUGGUGGCGGCGGCGGAGGUGGUGGUGGAGGAGGAGGAGGUGGUGGAGGAGGCGGUGGCGGAGGUGGCAGACCAUUCCAUCCCGAGGAUCGUUGCUACGAGUGUGGCGAACGUGGACAUUACGCGAGAGAUUGUCCCCGACAUGGCCGAGGAAGUCGUCGACGCAGGUCUCCAUCCAGAUCACGUUCUCAUUCACGCUCACGAUCACGCUCGCGUUCACGCUCAAGAUCGAGGGGCAAGCGCAGUAGAUCAAGAUCAUCAUCGAGGAGCAGAUCACGCAGCAAGACACGUCAUGAGAGAGAAAGAUCACGCAGCAAGGGUCGAUCAAAUUCAAAGGAAAGGAGUCCUCGCCGAUCAAAAUCUAGAUCCGCAUCAAGAUCCCGCAGCAGGUAAAAUGGAAGGAUAAAGUGACAAAUGGAUCGUCUCGAGAUGAUUAAGCAUCAGGACAUAUUCAUUAUUCCAAUAUACAUUCAAUAAAAUCGCUUUUUUUAUUUUAAACGUAUAUCACAAAAUGCGAAUUUUCAGUGAAUAUGAAUCAUUUUUCAGUUCUUAACAUUCUUUUUAAAUACGGAAUUAUAUUGAUCCGUAAUUCAUUUUCAUUUCCUUAUUAUAUUUCUUAAUUAAUACAUGUUCAAGAUUAACUGGACUAUUAAUAAAAUGUCAUUUUUCGUCAAA
Messenger RNA from Leptopilina heterotoma, 1105 nucleotides. Its product is annotated as serine/arginine-rich splicing factor 7-like. Gene Ontology annotation, cellular component: nuclear speck. Gene Ontology annotation, biological process: mRNA splicing, via spliceosome. The transcript has 4 exons. NCBI's taxonomy places the organism in Eukaryota, Metazoa, Arthropoda, Insecta, Hymenoptera, Figitidae. Gene Ontology annotation, molecular function: zinc ion binding; RNA binding. The coding region runs from base 149 to 823 and encodes 224 amino acids. The record is from RefSeq and is a predicted model, not a curated record.